ACCAGAAGAAGAAGAAACAGCGCCGCAGGUCGCUCAGUUGCUGAACCUUGUUCACUGAGAGCGGAUCACAGAGCAGGACCCCACCACCCCUACCACCACCACCCUAACCACCCAACCAGCUGAUUUUGGCGCUGCCCUCCUCUUGUUCUUAUCAGCCAAUGAGAACUGUAGCGGUCCUCGGAGGAGGAAUAGGGGGACUAGCUGCAUCGUACUACCUCUGCAAGAACCCCCAGGUUACCAAGGUGGUUCUGUUGGAGUCCAGCAGUCGUUUUGGAGGUUGGGUCUGGUCCGCACGCCGAUCAGAUGGGACGGUGUUUGAACUGGGACCAAGAGGGAUCCGGCCUGCUGGGGCAGUGGGACGCAACACACUCAACAUGGUGGACGACCUGGGUCUGGGGGCGGAGAUUCUGCCGGUCUCAUACAGUCAUGUUGCCUCCAAAAACAGAUUUCUGUAUGUGAAGGGAAAACUGCAUCGGAUGCCUUCAGGAAUCAGUGGACUUCUCCGAACAGUCCCGCCCUUCUCCCGUCCUCUCCUGUUCAGCAUCGCCACGGAGAUCCUGGUGAAAAAAGGGAAAAGCGAUGAUGAAUCCAUCCACUCGUUUGUUUCCAGGAGGCUCGGAAAGGAGCUGGCGGACAUCGCCGUGGACAGCCUCUGUCGUGGUGUGUUUGCAGGCGACUGCAGGGAGCUGAGUGUCCGCUCCUGUUUUCCUCAACUCUACAACGCGGAGCAGUGGAGAGGUUCGCUGACGCUGGGAAUGCUGCUGGGAUCAGGUCCAACCCCCGUCGUCUCUCCUGGACCUUUGGCUCAGAGGGCCAUGAAGGAGUCAUGGGCCCAGUGGUCCCUGAGGAGGGGAGUAGAGUCCCUCCCAGAAUCCAUCAGCGAGUACCUACAGCAGAGUAGGAAAGCUGAGCUUCACAGAGAUGCUGCUGUUAAACAGAUUAACCCUUCAGCUGCUGGCUGGGCGGUCCAUUUGGAGGAUGGAGUCAUAUCAGCUGAUCACAUCAUCUCUGCACUUCCUGCUAAAGCCCUGUCCCGCAUCCUGCCGUCCUCCUGUCAGCCUCUCAUCCAGCAGCUCCAGGAUGUCUCUGCCGUCACUGUUGCUGUUGUAAACCUGGAAUAUGAAGGCUCCGUCCUCCCUGUGACCGGCUUCGGUCAUCUGGUUCCUUCAUCAGAGGAUAAGGGUCUGCUCGGGGUGGUCUAUGACUCUGUUCCUUUCCCCCAACACAACAGAGCCAAUGGACCCACAACCAGACUGACGGUGAUGAUGGGCGGAGCCUGGUUCCAGGAAGUGUUUGGACCUGUGGAGUCUGUGACAGCAGAGAGUCUAUUAAUGAGGGCUACAGAGGCGGUUUGCAGCCAUCUUGGAGUCUCUGCAGCUCCCAGCUGGAGUCGAGUAACUCUUCACAAGGACUGCAUACCUCAGUACCAGCAGGGACACCAUCGGAGAGUCGAGUCCAUGCGGAGCUUCAUACAGGACAACCAUCUGUCUCUGUCUCUGACUGGUUCCUCGUUUGAUGGAGUGUCGGUGAAUGACGUCAUCUUCAGUGGACGGACGGCUGUAGACCAGCUGUUAGGGGGUGGAGACUGAAUGACACAGGACCUGAAGGGGGUGGAGUCUGAUGCGGCAGCAUGAUGACAGCCAGAUGUUAAUAUGUGUAAUAUUAGCGUAUCUGCUCUGAUGCUCAGGUCCAUGCAGUUUAUUUGUCCUGAAAAUACUUUUUCCUCUGAUGGAAACUUUGAUGAAUGUUUAAACAAAAAUUUUAAAUAACUGAUUCUGUCAAACUUUAUGAAGUGCUUUUUUCUCUUUGGAAUAAAAGACUAAUCCUGCACGAAAUAAUUGUGUUAAUAAAGUUCUGUGACUCAUCA
Messenger RNA from Melanotaenia boesemani (Boeseman's rainbowfish), 1867 nucleotides. It is a transcript of the gene ppox, whose product is annotated as protoporphyrinogen oxidase. NCBI's taxonomy places the organism in Eukaryota, Metazoa, Chordata, Actinopteri, Atheriniformes, Melanotaeniidae. Gene Ontology annotation, biological process: heme biosynthetic process. The coding region runs from base 159 to 1589 and encodes 476 amino acids. Gene Ontology annotation, molecular function: protoporphyrinogen oxidase activity, oxygen as acceptor. Gene Ontology annotation, cellular component: mitochondrial inner membrane. The record is from RefSeq and is a predicted model, not a curated record. The transcript has 13 exons.